GUCACCUGUCACUCCUCCCUUUCUUUCCCGUUUUCCGUUUUCGACCAUUACGUUACUCGUGCUCUGUGUCUUGUGACAAGUUCCCUUCCUAAUUAAUUCCUAAAUUUUAUUAAUUCUUUCCAAUCAAUUGCUUCCAGGCAAUCUAAGCAAUUUACUCUGAUAAUUUGUUGCCCAGCUUCAAAGGAAUAAUGCCCAACCGACGUGUGAUCAGACGCCCCCGCCCUGCGGCCCAUCCUGCUGACCGCACCAUCGCCAUCAGCAAAGCUGGAUUGAGGAAAUGUGCCCUCAUCCACUAUCUCCUUGGCCUACUGAUGUUGUUUAAGCUGACCGCAUUCAACGUCGAGAAGGUCAACGCUGCGAUUCAAGAACUUUUAAUUCCUGAGCCCGAUGCCUGGGAAUGGGUCUGGAUCGCCAGCCUUCUAGUUACUGCAUUUGCUAUACAGGACUGUGACAAAGGCGAUAUUGCAAGUCUGCGCUACUAUAUGAUUUUCAUGGUGGUAUUGGGGAUUUUUCCGCUGAUAUGGGGUGGAACCAUUUGGUUUUCUGAUGCCUGGGCAUACCUGUUUGCCUAUGAUGCACCAUUUCACAUUGUAUACUGGAAUGGGUAUCCUGCUGGAAUCAUAUGGUAUCAUUUUAUAAUGUUUACCCUCCUGGUGCAUGGGUUCUUCUUGUAUUUCAGCUUCAAAUUGGUAAAUGCUUGGGAGGCCAGAAACAAUCAUGAUGAAUAAUCGGCUAAGAAGUGAGCAGGUUCUCUGUUUUUUUUUUUUGAAAUUUCCUUAAUUAUUUUCUUAUUCUUUUGUACUUAGAAUUAAUGCUUCUGUUUUGUUUUUGAGCAACCUGUUCAGUUACCUAUUGAUGGUGCCAUUUGGCUUAUUUAGAUUUCGAUUAGAUUUACUAUUUAGAUUAGAAAUACCGUUCCAUUCUAAACUGCCAGUUUAUUAGAUAUAGUUUUUCAAUAUUUGCUUUAGCUUAAAUUUUCAUUUAAUUUUGUGAUCAGAUGUGAUUUUAGUAAUGAAAAAAAAACUGGCAACUUAGAAUUGCUUAAAGUUAAGCCAUUGAACGACGUACAUUUAUUUUGUAAUUUAAUGAAAUUACUUAUUAUUUAGAAGUUUUUGAAAUCAGCAAUUUUUUUCAGAUUUUAUGUAAAAUUUUAAUAAAAACGUCAUUUCUUUUCAAAUAAUAAAGAAUGUUUUGAAAAUCAAUGGAAUAUCUGAGAAAAACUGCUGAAAUUUUUAAAUGUUAGUUAUUUAAUAAUCGGAGCAUUAUUUAUCACUAACUUUGUCAUAAUUAUCAUUUGUUCACUUAAUUUUGUACGUUUAUAAUAAUUAGUCACUUAGAAUUUGUAAUUUUUGAGUUCACAUGAAAUUAAUAAUAAAUACUUUGCUACAUAA
Messenger RNA from Ceutorhynchus assimilis (cabbage seed weevil), 1391 nucleotides. Lineage: Eukaryota; Metazoa; Arthropoda; Insecta; Coleoptera; Curculionidae. The record is from the annotation of a GenBank genome assembly.